CCCAGUUCUAGCAAGGUGUACCUAAUAAAGUGGCCGCAAUGACAAAACACAGGAGGCUUGGAUGGCAAAAAAUAUUUCUGAUACUCACAGCACUUCCCUGCUGCUGGAGUAUGCAGGUUUCUAUUCCAGAGAGAGAAUAUGAGGUUGCAAGCGGGGGUGACAUUACCUUGACAUGUUCCUUCGUCCCAGCCAGACCAGACUUCAAAGCACUCGUCCUCACAUGGGAAGCUUACCCUUACAACAUCAAUGAUGCAAUUAAAUCCGUUGCCACCUACUUUUUAAACAAUCCAGUUGACAUUGCACCUGCUUAUGAAGGCAGAGCCUUUAUGGAGGUUGACAUCGUCAGACAAGUGAGCACACUCCGCUUAACAAAGGUGACCGUACAGGACAGCCGCCGUUACCGAUGCAGUGUUAAGGUCCCCAAUGAUGAUGAGGGAACAACAGCUGCCACCACUUCCCUUUUGGUCCUGGUGGCUCCCUCUACGCCAAUUUGCAAGAUUCAGGGAAAAGCAGAGUACUUUCAAAACAUCACCCUCACCUGCCUGUCUGAGGAGGGAUCCCCAAAACCUGUGUCUGAAUGGAGGAGCUACAGUGUGGACAAUACUCCCAGAACAUUUCCACCUAAGACAACCGAAACGGAUGGAGCUCUAUCUCUCUUCAAUAUUUCAAGAGAAAUGUCUGGGUUCUACAUUUGCACAUCAACAAAUCGAAUUGGUUCUGCCAGCUGUAACAUUACCUUAGCCGUGAUGCCUGGCAGCAUGAACGUUGGGUCUACUGCAGCUAUAAUUGGAGGAGUCCUCGCAGGUGUUGUAGUCCUGGGGAUUCUCAUCUUCUGUUGCUGCUGUAAAAAGGGCAAAAAGGAAAAGUAUGCUGAAGGUUCCCCCGGAGAAGUGGAGUUUUAUGACGACAAUGCUCCUGAAGCUGAGCAGUACUGGGACGACAAGUCAAACAGCAAGACAAAGCAGUUCGACCAGCAUGAAGAGAAAAACAUUGUUCCUCAAAACAGCUCCAGUAUAACAGCUGGACAUAAGUUUGAGGAGGACCAACACAGUUAUAUUAGUGGUAAAGAAAAGUAUGAUGGUAAGGACAGUGAUAUUGAGUCUCAACAUGACCAGGACGACCAGCGUGAUCUCCGUCGUGGAAGCCGUGAUCGUCUUGAUGAUCAACGUGACCGUUAUGGCGGCAGUCGUGAUCGCCUUGACGAUAAACGUGACCGUUAUGGCGGCAGUCGUGAUCGCCUUGACGAUAAACGUGACCGUUAUGGAGGCAGUCGUGAUAGGCUUGACGAUCAACGUGACCGUUAUGGCGACAGUCGUGACAGGCUUGACGAUCAACGUGACCGUUAUGGUGGAAGUCGUGAUAGGCUUGACGAUCAACGUGACCGUUAUGGCGACAGUCGUGACAGGCUUGACGAUCAACGUGACCGUUAUGGUGGCAGUCGUGACAGGCUUGAUGAGCAAUGCCAACGCUACGGUGGCAGUCGUGACAGGCUUGAUGAGCAACGCGGACGCUACGGUGGCAGUCGUGACAGGCUUGAUGAGCAACGCGGACGCUACGGUGGCAGUCGUGACAGGCUUGAUGAGCAACGCGAACGCUACGGUGGCAGUCGUGAUCGCCUUGAAGACCACAGCAAUCGCUAACGCAACAGUCGUGAUAAUCUUCUGAACUCAGUAAUAACUAUGGUGGCAGCCGUGAUCGCCUCAAUUACACAGACGAUGAAUACAGAAACUGAUAUGAAUAACCUUGUGUUACUGAAUGUUUCCUAAAAAUCUUUUUGUUUUCAUUUUUUUCAUGCACUUAAAGUUAUUGUACUGGGUUUUUGGAUUGGCUUAGUGUCUGGUCUCGUUAUAAAGAGACACAGCAAAAUUAAUUUGUGUAUCCUUGAAAAUGCCCUAAAAGAUAUUAAAGGUAUUUAAACAGUAACAUGGGGAACAUGGGAAAUUAGAAAUGAAGUCUUGUCUCUAAUAUAAGCCUGUCCCACAUAAAGGUCUGGUUCUCCCUCCUGCUGAGGUCAAUAAAGGCCACUGUUUGAGAA
Molecule: messenger RNA, 2035 nt
Organism: Micropterus dolomieu (smallmouth bass)
Lineage: Eukaryota; Metazoa; Chordata; Actinopteri; Centrarchiformes; Centrarchidae
Gene: gpa33b
Product: glycoprotein A33 (transmembrane), paralog b
Exons: 8
Coding region: 39-1640 (533 amino acids)
Cellular component (GO): plasma membrane
Source: RefSeq, a predicted model, not a curated record